AUGAGCGUUAUACUUUGCACUGCGGGCUACGACCACACCAUUCGGUUUUGGGAGGCCUUGUCGGGAAUUUGCUCGCGCACUAUACAGCAUCCCGAUUCCCAAGUUAAUCGAUUAUGCAUCACCCCCGACAAACGGUACUUGGCAGCCGCCGGUCACAACAAUGUCAAGCUGUAUGACAUCAAAUCUACCAAUCCCAAUCCAGUCAUGACCUUCGACGGCCAUACAAACAACAUCACUGGCGUCGCGUUUCACUGCGAGGGGAAGUGGAUGGUUACCAGCUCGGAGGAUGGUACGGUUAAAGUCUGGGAUACCCGUACAGGCAGCCUGCAGCGCAAUUACGCGCAUAAAGCUCCAGUCAACGAUGUUGUAAUCCACCCCAACCAAGGCGAACUUAUUAGUGGGGAUCGCGCUGGUAUCGUCCGGGUUUGGGACCUGGGUGAAAGCGUCUGCACCCACCAGCUAAUUCCCGAGGACGACGUUGCGGUUCACAGUGUUAGUGUCGCAAGCGAUGGGUCUUUGCUUUGCGCUGGAAACAAGAAGGGUAAUGUCUACAUCUGGCGCAUGAUUCAAGACGCCGAAAUAACGCGCAUCGUUCCGAUAUGUACCUUCCAGGCGCACAAGGACUACCUCACCCGCGUUCUUCUCUCCCCAGAUGUCAAGCAUCUCGCGACGUGCUCUGCCGACCACACGGCCAAACAGACCUUCCCUGUACAACCGGACGGACCCCCCAUGGACUCCGCAACAGGGACACUCUUCCUAGAGACCACGCUUGCCAAUCACCAACGGUGGGUCUGGGAUUGCGCUUUCUCCGCCGACUCUGCGUAUCUCGUCACAGUAUCCAGCGACCACUACGCCCGCUUAUGGGAGCUGGCUUCGGGCCAGAUCAUCCGUCAAUACAGUGGCCAUCACCGCGGGGCGGUAUGCGUAGCGCUGAACGAUUAUUCCGAGCCGCGUUGA
This is a messenger RNA of Aspergillus niger, 957 nucleotides long. RefSeq lists its product as uncharacterized. The coding region runs from base 1 to 957 and encodes 318 amino acids. Gene Ontology annotation, molecular function: protein binding. NCBI's taxonomy places the organism in Eukaryota, Fungi, Ascomycota, Eurotiomycetes, Eurotiales, Aspergillaceae. Gene Ontology annotation, biological process: regulation of actin cytoskeleton organization; TOR signaling. Gene Ontology annotation, cellular component: TORC2 complex; TORC1 complex. The transcript is spliced from 5 exons. The record is from RefSeq and is a predicted model, not a curated record.